AUGGCGUGUGGCAAGCGGGACACCGAGCCUGGCGACCUGAUCGAGAUCAAGCGACCACUUUACCAGCACUGGGCCCUCUACUUGGGGGAUGGAUAUGUCGUCCACCUGACAUCUGCAGGGAUCCGAUGCCUGUCAGCCAGUAGUGACCCAACAUUGAGGAGAAAGGCCAAGGUGAAGAAGCAGCUCCUGACGGAGGUGGUGGGAACUAGUGACUGGGAGGUCAACAACAAGUAUGACCGCUCCCGCACCCCCCUCCCAGUGAAGGAGAUCAUCGAGCGUGCUGAGAGCUACAUUGGCAUGGAGAUGACCUAUAAUGUGCUCUGGGUAAACUGUGAGCACUUUGUGACAAUGCUCCGCUAUGGUGAGGAGAUCUCUGACCAGGCCAGGAAUGCAACUGUAUGGAUACACGAGUUGGUUCACAGUGCAUCCAGCAUUGGACUUGUCAUUAAUGCGACUCUGGCUGCUGCUCCUUUUGGUCCUGUUGCUGUUGUUGUUGCUGCUGUUGGUGCUGGUGCUGUGGCUGCUACUUUUGAUGCCCUAAAACUGCAGUUUCGGAGAUUGUAGGACAAAUUUUACAAAGCAAGCUACUGCAUGUUCAUUAUUAUAUUAUUUAAUUAUUAUGCUUUAUGUAAUUGACUGGCUAGAUUAUCAUAAAUAUUAAAAUAUUGUAAUAAAGAAAAAGUUGUGUAA
Pseudopipra pipra is the source of this 690-nucleotide messenger RNA. Its product is annotated as phospholipase A and acyltransferase 1-like. The transcript has 3 exons. Gene Ontology annotation, molecular function: A2-type glycerophospholipase activity; glycerophospholipid phospholipase A1 activity. Bases 1 to 564 code for a protein of 187 amino acids. Gene Ontology annotation, cellular component: cytoplasm. Gene Ontology annotation, biological process: N-acylphosphatidylethanolamine metabolic process. The record is from RefSeq and is a predicted model, not a curated record. Lineage: Eukaryota; Metazoa; Chordata; Aves; Passeriformes; Pipridae.